AUCAUGAAGUAUGUAAGAAAGAAACACCAAUCUGUUAAUAAAAAGAAAUGGAAGAAAUAAAACGAUUUCUUACAUUAAAAGGUGACCAGGGAAGAAAAUCUAAGCAGGCAUAUAAGUUCUGUUUCUGUUUCCGGCGUAUUUUCAAGCUGAAAAUGGCAGAGCCUCCGCAAGAUAUAGUGGAUUUGUUCAAUGAUUACUCUGACAAUGGUGUGAUGACAGUUGAAAAUCUGCACAAGUUUUUGACAGAAUUUCAAGGUGAAAAUCAUACCAUUGAGAGUGCUCAAGAUUUAUUCAAUCGUAUUAAGCAUCUUCCCGUCUUCCUCAGGAGAGGUCUAAACCUUGACGCCUUUUUCCUAUAUCUUCUCGGGGAACAGAAUCCUCCUCUUGAUCCUCCUAUGGUGCACCAUAACAUGAAUAAACCUCUGGCUCAUUACUUCAUGUACACUGGCCAUAAUUCCUACUUGACCGGUAAUCAACUCAGCAGCGCAAGCAGCAUUGAGCCGAUCAUUAAGGCCUUAAAAAGCGGUGUCAAGGUCAUCGAGCUAGAUUUGUGGCCUAGCAAGAGAAACAAAAAUGAUAUUGUAGUUUGUCAUGGAGGGACUAUGACUUCUCCAGUGGAACUCAACAAAUGUUUGGAAGCAAUCAAGGAAAAUGCUUUCGAUGUAUCGGAGUACCCUGUCAUCAUUACUUUUGAAGAUCACUUGGAUCAUUUGCUUCAAGCUAAAGUUGCCCAGAUGGUCAGUGAUAUAUUUGGAGAAAUGUUGUAUCCUGGAGUGGAAUUUGUUGAAUUCCCUUCACCUGAAGAGUUGAAAAGAAGGAUUCUGAUAUCAACUAAGCCACCAAAAGAAUCACUUGAUAGUUUCAACGAACAAGAAAACCAGGAACAGAAGAUUAAGAAUUCAACUGAUAGAUCAGGAGCAGUAUUGGGAAAUGUCAGUGGAUACAGGAAUUAUGAUGAAGUUGAUAUACCUAUUAAGGACAAUGAGGAAGCCGAGGAGGAGGCUGCGGCUCCUGAGUAUAAGCACUUGAUUGCAAUUCAUGCUCACAAAUUGGAACAUGGUCUGGAUAACUUGCUGAAUGACAACAAUUCUAGGAGAGUUGCUCGGUUGAGUAUGAGCGAGGAGAAGCUGAAAAACUCUGUAAAAACUCAUGCAACUGAUAUUGUCAGGUUUACUCAGAAGAACCUACUGAGGGUAUAUCCGAAGGGAACACGCAUUUUGUCUUCAAAUUACAAUCCUCUAAUUGGUUGGACACACGGGGCUCAAAUGGUAGCAUUCAACAUGCAGGGUUACGAGAAAAACACUUGGAUCAUGCAAGGGAUGUUUAGAGCCAAUGGUGGUUGUGGUUAUGUUAAAAAGCCAGAUUUCUUGUUAAGUAAUAAGGCCUUUGAUCCCAGUAUAAAAAGACCAGUCAAGAAAACUUUGAAGGUAACACUUUAUAUGGGGGAUGGAUGGCAUUUGGAAUUUCGCCGAACACAUUUUGAUCCAUUUUCUCCACCAGAUUUCUUUACCAAGGUUGAAAUCUGCGGAGUUCCAGCAGACAUAAAGAAGGAGCAAACAGUGCCUAUUGAGGAUCAGUGGGUGCCAAUGUGGAACAAGAAGUUUGAGUUCCCCUUGACAGCACCUGAUAUUGCUCUCCUAAGAAUUGAAGUUUGUGAAUUUGAUUUAGACAGAAGGCAUGGCUUUGGAGGCCAGACUUGCUUGCCAGUCUCCGAGCUAAAGAGUGGCAUCCGAGCUGUUCCAUUGUUUGGUAAAAAAGGAGAGAAAUUUGAGCAUGUCAAACUUCUGAUGCGAUUUCAGUUGUUACCAGGAGUUUACUGAUUGUAACCUUUUCAUCAUUACUACAACUUCCUGCUAUAUGUAUGCUGUCUGAAGUCUGAACUGCAUCUGAUGUGAAUUUGUAAUACUCAAAUAACUCAGUAAAAGAUUCUCUUUCCACUUAUUAGCACAUGCAGAUUCUAAGUAUUUAACUUGAA
This is a messenger RNA of Spinacia oleracea (spinach), 1975 nucleotides long. RefSeq names its product phosphoinositide phospholipase C 2. Gene Ontology annotation, molecular function: phosphatidylinositol-4,5-bisphosphate phospholipase C activity. Gene Ontology annotation, cellular component: plasma membrane. Gene Ontology annotation, biological process: release of sequestered calcium ion into cytosol; lipid metabolic process; phosphatidylinositol-mediated signaling. The record is from RefSeq and is a predicted model, not a curated record. The transcript is spliced from 9 exons. Bases 48 to 1820 code for a protein of 590 amino acids. Lineage: Eukaryota; Viridiplantae; Streptophyta; Magnoliopsida; Caryophyllales; Amaranthaceae.